This is a messenger RNA of Sphaeroforma arctica JP610, 336 nucleotides long. RefSeq lists its product as hypothetical. Lineage: Eukaryota; Ichthyosporea; Ichthyophonida. The record is from RefSeq and is a predicted model, not a curated record. The annotation marks the transcript as partial. The transcript has a single exon.
CACUGCACCGUGCCCGGGGGGUGUGGCAACAACUGCCGCACAAUGCAGGAAGCCAAUGAUCACCUGCAGCAGUGCGUGGAAGAGGUCAACGGCACUUGCGACCUACCCCAUUGCCUACCCACACGUCUCAUCGUCAGACACUGGAACACGUGUGACAGGGGCGACCGCUGCCACAUCUGCCAGCCAGUGCGGGAUGAGAUGGUGCGGGUGGGUAAGGAGGAGGCGCAGGAGCAGAGGCAAGGAGUAGAGCAGGAGCAAGGAGUAGAGCAGGAGCAACGAGAGCAGCGGGAGCAAUCAAAGGUAUGUGGGCGAGAUGGUGUGCGUGGGGUGUGUUGA